AUGACCGCCGCAGCUCUGAUCAACGACCUCCCCGAGGCGAUUCUCACCACCAUCAUCGCCUUGCUCUCCGACACCCGUACCCGCAACUCUGUCGCCCACCGCCUCUGCCUCGCCUUCCCCUCCGUCACUUCCCUCACCGUCUACUUCCGAUCCUCCUCCACCGUCGAGAUCGUCUUCAGUCUCUGGCCGCGUUUGCGCCGCCUCAAGCUUGUCCGCUGGCACCAGCGCCCGCAGUCGAAUCUCGGCGCCGACUUCGAUCCUCUCUUCCAGCAAUGCUACGCUCUCUCUGAUUUGGACUUGUCGGAGUUCUACUACUGGACCGAGGACCUCCCUCCGGUUCUGGAAGCCCAUCCCAACGUGGCCAGGUCACUCACUAAGCUCAAUCUCCUUACGGCGUCGUUUACAGAGGGUUUCAAAGCCACCGAGAUCAGAUCGAUCACCGUGGCGUGGAGUUGA
Fragaria vesca subsp. vesca is the source of this 456-nucleotide messenger RNA. RefSeq names its product F-box protein ORE9-like. Bases 1 to 456 code for a protein of 151 amino acids. The transcript has a single exon. The record is from RefSeq and is a predicted model, not a curated record. Lineage: Eukaryota; Viridiplantae; Streptophyta; Magnoliopsida; Rosales; Rosaceae.